Molecule: messenger RNA, 680 nt
Organism: Chrysochloris asiatica (Cape golden mole)
Lineage: Eukaryota; Metazoa; Chordata; Mammalia; Afrosoricida; Chrysochloridae
Gene: TMEM203
Product: transmembrane protein 203
Exons: 1
Coding region: 231-641 (136 amino acids)
Biological process (GO): intracellular calcium ion homeostasis
Cellular component (GO): endoplasmic reticulum
Source: RefSeq, a predicted model, not a curated record
CGAGCGAGGCGGGCGUCCGCUGGCGGCCAGUGCAGGGUCCCGGGCUGGGGCCGGGGGAUCGGCGGUGUGCCGGGCCCGAGACCCGGGCCAGGUGGGGCCGCUCGCUGCCUCUAGCGCGCAGCGGCGGCGGCAGAAGCCAGCGAGGCCCGCGGGCAGAGGAGAGGCAGCCCAGCGGGUGGAACGAUUGGCUGGAUCGCGGCCCGGGGUCUGGCCCGCCUUCAACCAGCGCGAUGCUCUUCUCUCUCCGGGAGCUGGUGCAGUGGCUGGGCUUCGCCACCUUCGAGAUCUUCGUGCAUUUGCUGGCCCUGUUGGUGUUUUCCGUGUUGCUGGCACUGCGCGUGGACGGCCUGGCCCCCGGCCUCUCCUGGUGGAACGUGUUCGUGCCUUUCUUCGCCGCUGACGGCCUCAGCACCUACUUCACCACCAUUGUGUCCGUGCGCCUCUUCCAGGACGGAGAGAAACGGCUGGCCGUGCUCCGUCUCUUCUGGGUUCUUACGGUCCUGAGCCUCAAGUUCGUUUUCGAGACGCUGUUGUACCAGAAGUUGGUGGAGCAGACUCGGGAGCUCUGGUUUGGCCUGAUCACUUCUCCAGUCUUCAUUCUCCUGCAGCUGCUCAUGAUUCGCGCCUGCCGGGUCAACUAGCAUGCAGAGAGACUGGGGAGGGAGCCUGAGACAACUAGA